Molecule: messenger RNA, 984 nt
Organism: Penicillium odoratum
Lineage: Eukaryota; Fungi; Ascomycota; Eurotiomycetes; Eurotiales; Aspergillaceae
Product: phosphotransferase family protein
Exons: 2
Coding region: 1-984 (327 amino acids)
Source: RefSeq, a predicted model, not a curated record
AUGGGCGCUCCUCACAUUCAAAGGCCAGGCGAUAUUGAUGAAUACCAAAGAUUGAAUGAUAUCCUCUCCUUGCUGUUCCCCUCUACAGUUCAAGUGCAACAGUCGCAGAAUAUCAAUGCUCGGGUUCAUACGCUACGGCUCCUCACCCUCUCAAAUGGAAGUCGACUCCUUCUCAAGGGCUCACCUCUUCCCGGAACCCCCCUCUUACGGCACGAGCGGUUUUUUCUUGAGACCGAGGCCCGUUUCCUUGUACUCCUAGGCCAAAGUGCCAACCCCUGCAUCCCGCAACUCUAUCAUUACGAUCCGCGAGGGGCUCUUCUUGGUUCUGCCUAUUUAAUACGACAAUAUAUCAGAGGAAGCAGUCUGACGGAAAUGAAAAAUCAUAUUACCACCCAGCAACGACACGAUAUCGACCGUCACCUAGGAUUCCUGGCUAGCACUAUCGGCCAAAUUGUGGCCCCCAGCUUUGGAUCUCUGCAACAAGUCGCUAUGAACGCUGGGAAACGCUCCUGGAGAGAGGCAUUCUGUGGUCUCUUUGAAAGUAUUCUCCGUGACGCCGAGGAUAUCUUCAUUCACCUUCCCUAUGCCGAAAUCCGUCAAGAAAUAUCCCGUCUAUCUAGUGCCCUUGGCGAGGUGACUAUGCCCCGUCUUGCGGUUGUUGGCUUUGGCCGACCAUGUCAUGUCUUGCUGGACGAACAAUCCCAUCAACUGUCUGGGGUGGUAGAUUUCAGCAGUGCUUUCUGGGGAGACGUGUUGAUGGCAGAGAUAUUUGAGGAUCCCACUCCUGCAGUUCUGGAAGGAGCAGGCCUACCAUUAUCCAGAACAAAGGGAGAGGAGAUCCGUUUGUUAAUGUAUUCAUGUUACCGACUGGUGUCACAAGUCACUUUACAAUAUUAUCGAGUUCGCGACGAAGCGACGGAGUUUGAUGCGCGUCGGAGACUGCUAGCCACCAUUACAGAAUUGGCGAAAAUGGCACCAAUUUAA